Messenger RNA from Fonsecaea pedrosoi CBS 271.37, 1440 nucleotides. RefSeq lists its product as uncharacterized. Gene Ontology annotation, cellular component: membrane. The transcript has 3 exons. NCBI's taxonomy places the organism in Eukaryota, Fungi, Ascomycota, Eurotiomycetes, Chaetothyriales, Herpotrichiellaceae. The coding region runs from base 1 to 1440 and encodes 479 amino acids. The record is from RefSeq and is a predicted model, not a curated record.
AUGUCGAGUUCUAGUCUGAUGUGCUGCCGCAUAGCCAAUGGCUGCUGGGGCUUGGGAUUGGUUGAGGAAAAGAAUCAUCACUUCGAAAGUCAGGUUCUCUCCCAGGCUACCCCGUACACACUUCGGCGACUGGGUCAUGACCUCAAAGCCCCGCCGGCAAGGCAACGGUUCUUGGUCCAUUCCAAAGGACUGCGCCUCCGACUGCUGAACGAACAACUUGCAAUCGAGACGAAUACAUGGGACAAUAGCAAUCACGACAGUGCACUGUCCCCGCCACCGCACAUGCACCCACCUGAACUCUUCCCCUCGUCAGCUGCCGAGUUGCACCAUGAUCUCGUUUCAGCCGUCCAGUCCUCGCAACUCUCCACAAGUCUUACAGUAACAGCCACAUCUAUACUCUUCAGUAUAGCGACAGCAGCUGCUUCUCCUCCUCUUACCGUCAUAUCUUCGCCGACUCCAUCACCCUCUUCAAGCAUGUCCGAUGACAAUAGCAGUGGCGAAUGCAAACUACUAGGCCCUUUCGCUAUAUUGGUGCAGGGAGCGCUGGGCGCUUUGGCACUAUUAUCCCUGGUUUACAAGAGAUGGAGAGAAAGGCCACAGCGACCUCUCAAGGUCUGGUCUUUUGACGUGUCCAAACAAGUCGUCGGGUCGAUCCUACUCCAUCUAUUAAACCUCCUCAUGUCGCUUUUCUCCUCUGGCAAGAUAGGUGAGACUGUGGUGAAUGCAACAGCAAGUACACCCGGGUCUGAAACAAUUGCGGAAUACCAACCAAAUCCCUGCUCAUUUUACCUGCUCAAUCUGGCCAUUGACACGACUAUCGGGAUCCCCAUCCUGAUCGGCAUACUCAAGAUUUUGACGAUCGGUGCACGGUAUACACCUCUCGCGAAUCCUCCCGAAUCGAUCGAAUCCGGAAAUUAUAGCACACCCCCCAAGGCCUCCUGGUGGGCAAAGCAAUGCCUACUCUACUUUUUAGGAUUGAUAGGCAUGAAGAUUUGUGUAUUUAUUAUUUUUCAACUUUGCCCUUGGUUAGGACCCGUUGGAGACUGGGCACUUGGAUGGACAGAGGGCAACGAGGCUGUUCAGAUUGCAUUUGUCAUGUUCAUCUUUCCCUUGAUUAUGAACGCAGCCCAGUACUAUAUCAUCGACACAUUCAUCAAACAGAAGAAGGGACCACAAAAUGACAGCGAAGAAGAGAUAGAGCAUGAAAGAGGUGAAGAGCAUGGUUCUUUGUUGCCAGAUGCAGGAUCCGAUCAUGGCCACUCACUCGAUGAGGACGAGGUCUGCAAAGCCAAAAGUUUGGCCUCCAGCCAGCUCGAGAGGGUCAUCUCAUAUGACCCGGACAAGGACGGGCACGUGGUUGAGAACGAACGACCAGGCGAGAGCAGCAGCUUGACCGCUCACGCCGAGGAGGAAGGCUUGGAGGACCGGCCUCGGAUAUGA